AUAUGGCAUUCCUUACAUUGUAUGGUCAAUAUUAAAAGGAAAAUACAAUACGACCUUUUGUUUUGAUCACUAAAACAUGAUUAAAACUAAUAUAUCGUUAAAUAACCCUAAUUGAAAAGACAUCGCGGUUAUCUGACCUGGCUUUUGUAGAAUGUAUGGAAGUAAUCACAGUGGCACGUGCUCCUUCUACAAGUAAACAUGGAAAAUAUUACAGCAGCACUAAAUGAACUCUUGAGGGAAGCAAAUGAGCUAUGUAUCGGAACUGAAGUUGUAAUACUAGAUAAAGUACCAGAAACGAUUGUUUUCGCACGAGAUUUCUAUGCUAAAAACCAGCCAGUGGUGAUAAGGAAUGCAGUGAGACAUUGGCCCGCGGUACAAAAGUGGAGCUCUGCUUACCUUAAGCAAGUGCUUGGUAAAAAACUGCUAGAUGUGACUACAACACCUARUGGUUACGCGGACGGUUUAGCCAAACAAGAUGGAACCGAUUAUUUCGUACUACCUCUUGAAGAAAAGAUGUGUAUGAGCGAUUUCUUGCAAAAACUAGACGACCCUACUGGUCCCAUACAUUAUAUUCAAAAACAAAAUUCUAAUUUUACAACUGAUUUUCCAGAGUUGGCUAAUGACAUCAAUAUUAAAGAUUUAGACUUUGCGGAGAARUGUUUAAAUAGUCCCCCAUUGGUAAAUUUUUGGAUGGGUGAUAAACGUGCAGUUACAUCUAUGCAUAAAGACCCAUUUGACAAUUUGUACUGCGUCAUAUCAGGGUAYAAAGACUUUAUUUUACUACCACCGCACCAAGUUGUAAAUAUUCCGCGUCAGCUUUAUCCUGUAGGAAAAUACCAACGACAUGAAUCGGGUCAAUUUUAUAUUGAGCCUGUAUUAAACGUUCAAAGUGACAAUAAUAAAAGCGAACCGUUACAAACAGAGUGGRUAAGUAUUGAUCCCCUAGCACCGGAUUUCAGCAAAUAUCCGAAAUUUGCAAAUAGCCAACCAUUGCAAGUACGUGUGAACGCCGGUGAUAUCUUGUUUUUACCCAAUUUCUGGUUUCACCAUGUACAACAAAGUCAUAAAUGCAUAGCAGUGAAYUUUUGGUACGAUAUGGAGUUUGACAGCCGUUAUUGUUUUUUCCGUAUGCUGGAAAAACUUGUGGAAACCGAAAUAAAWUAGAUAUUUAUAUUUAAAAGCUGCGAAAUAAAAUAUUUUUGACCCAAAAUUCGCAUUAUUUUUUUCUAUUCUAAUAUCUUUUUAUUAAUUUUAAAUUUAGUCUCAUACACUUAAAUAUGUGAAUCAUUUUAAAACUAUAAUAGAGCGAUUUCUAAAUUACAAUAUAUAUGUAUGUUGUAUAUUAUACACCAAAAAUGAUUCAAUAUUAACACGU
Bactrocera latifrons is the source of this 1375-nucleotide messenger RNA. RefSeq names its product jmjC domain-containing protein 7 (gene JMJD7). Gene Ontology annotation, molecular function: 2-oxoglutarate-dependent dioxygenase activity. The coding region runs from base 199 to 1164 and encodes 321 amino acids. The record is from RefSeq and is a predicted model, not a curated record. The transcript is spliced from 2 exons. NCBI's taxonomy places the organism in Eukaryota, Metazoa, Arthropoda, Insecta, Diptera, Tephritidae.